Messenger RNA from Penicillium argentinense, 495 nucleotides. RefSeq lists its product as uncharacterized. Lineage: Eukaryota; Fungi; Ascomycota; Eurotiomycetes; Eurotiales; Aspergillaceae. The record is from RefSeq and is a predicted model, not a curated record. Bases 1 to 495 code for a protein of 164 amino acids. The transcript is spliced from 2 exons.
AUGGCGUCGCUAUUGAAGUAUGAUCUCAAGACAGAUAUUGCUCACUAUCUACAAACCCGGAGGGUUAACUCGGGUGCGAACACUCUUGAAGAUGUCAUCAACUUCACCGUCAAGCUGUGGGAUCUUGUGUCUCCAGAGGGCCAAUGCUGUUUUCCUGUCCUAGUUGCAGUAGAUCAACUGGGUGAUCGGUCGACAUCUGGAGAAUACUGGUUGUCCAAGAACACCCAGGCUUGCCUUUAUCAAGAAGGUCCGGCUGUCCUUUUUGAGAAGUACAGGCUCGAUGUGCUCGUGCUGCCGACUGAAUUCUCGUCUUCGCGACUCGGUGCCGUAGGGAUACUUCCCGUUGGGUCGGUUCCUCUGGGCUAUGACGAUAUUAAUCUGCCAUUCGGUAUGGCUUUCUUGGGGCGACGGUAUGACGAGGGAUCUGUCAUUCGCUCCAUGUCUGCGUAUGAAGCAAACUUCCCUGCUCGCAAGGUGCCACAUCUGCUGGAGUAA